AUGGAAACCCGGCCAUUGAGCACGAUGCUCCCUCUGGGGCGCCAUGCCCUACGCAUACGGAAUCCCUUACCCUCCGUUGCCCACCGUCUUCAUUCUACAUACAUAUCGUCUUCUAGGAUUGUCCCGACACUUCACACACCAGGCCGGAGAUGUCUUGCAACGCAAGCUCAACAGCCCGCGGCAACCCAGGAGUCUGACGAUAAAAGAGAACGAGUCGUCAUUCUUGGAUCUGGCUGGGGUGGAUACACCCUCUCGCGGAGGCUUUCUCCAAAGACCUACGCCCCUCUCAUAAUGUCACCUCGGUCAUAUUUUGUCUUCACUCCUCUCCUCACCAACACGGCUAGCGGAUCCCUCGAUUUCUCGAACAUUGUCGAGCCUGUGCGCGAUCCGCGCUCCAAAGUCGACUUCAUCCAAGGAGCUGCGCGCGGAGUUAACCUGAAAACGAAGACCGUUCUUUGCGAAGCAACAGUCGUCAAGAGCGGUGUCACUGAGUCACCUCGCACACUCGAAGAGCAUAGAGGAACCGAGGAAGGCCCGGAUACCAGGAAUAAGCAGCCGAUGCAACCAUAUCUCCAAUGGGAGCAGGGUGAAAUGUUCGAAGUACCCUACGAUAAGCUUGUCAUUGCGGUAGGCGCUGUGAGCCGCACGUUUGGAACACCUGGGGUGCGGGAGAAUGCGAUGUUCUUCAAAGAUAUCGGGGACGCGAAAAGGGUCAAGCGGCGCGUGCGAGAAUGCUUCGAGCUCGCCGUUCUGCCGUUUACAACCCCAGAGAUGCGAAAGUGGCUGCUGAGCUUCGCUAUUGUCGGAGCUGGUCCAACCGGUAUUGAGCUUGCGGCCUCGCUGCGCGACUUCAUCUACUCCGAUCUGAUGGCGCUAUAUCCGAGUCUGAACGGAAUCCCGAAGAUCACAUUGUACGAUGUUGCGCCCAAGGUGCUUUCGAUGUUCGACGAGUCGCUUUCACGCUAUGCGAUGGAGACUAUGAAGCGUGAGGGUGUUGAUAUCAAGACCUCCCACCAUGUCAAAAGUUUGCGCUGGGGCGCGCCUGGUGCACCUCCGCCAUACCAUAUGGAUCCCAAGCGCUGUCUGACUCUUACAACCGAAGAAGAUGGCGAACUGGGCGUUGGAAUGUGUGUCUGGGUAACGGGCAAUGCCAUGCCCAAGUUCAUCACCGAAUCGCUUGAUUCAGUCGACGAAUUCCCCACAGACUCAGUCCAUAGCGUCGAGGGCUCAUCACCUGCACCAGCAGAUGCCGAAAAAGCAUCGUGGAAAUUCAAGAAGGCUCCCAAAAACGGCCCCCUUCUUGUCGACGGCUAUCUGCGCGUACAGCUGCAAAACGAGAAAGGCCAGACCGCUGUCCUCCGGGACGUGUUCGCGUUGGGUGACAAUGCCAUGCCGGAGAAGGGUGCUCCCCCUGCAACGGCACAGGCGACGAGCCAAGAAGCGAAGUGGCUAGCUGAUCGUUUGAACAAAAAUGACGUCGGCAAGACUCCGCCGUUCUCUUUCCGUGACCUUGGGACGAUGGCGUACAUCGGUGACGAACGCGCAUUGAUGCAAAUCCCCCACGACGGUGACCGUGGUGCGAGCAACUUCCUGCCAGAAGGUAUCAAGGGACGUACUGCGUCACUCAUUUGGAAGACGGCGUACAUCAGUAUGUCCAUCAGCUGGCGCAACAAACUGCGUGUGGCUUUCAGGUGGAUGUUGAAUAGGUUCUUUGGUCGGGAUAUUUCGCGGUUUUAA
Molecule: messenger RNA, 1737 nt
Organism: Penicillium mononematosum
Lineage: Eukaryota; Fungi; Ascomycota; Eurotiomycetes; Eurotiales; Aspergillaceae
Product: putative pyridine nucleotide-disulfide oxidoreductase
Exons: 1
Coding region: 1-1737 (578 amino acids)
Molecular function (GO): NADH dehydrogenase activity
Source: RefSeq, a predicted model, not a curated record